Molecule: messenger RNA, 942 nt
Organism: Hyposmocoma kahamanoa
Lineage: Eukaryota; Metazoa; Arthropoda; Insecta; Lepidoptera; Cosmopterigidae
Gene: cyp33
Product: peptidyl-prolyl cis-trans isomerase
Exons: 5
Coding region: 16-942 (308 amino acids)
Biological process (GO): protein folding; protein peptidyl-prolyl isomerization
Cellular component (GO): intracellular membrane-bounded organelle
Molecular function (GO): peptidyl-prolyl cis-trans isomerase activity; RNA binding
Source: RefSeq, a predicted model, not a curated record
CUAAAAGCGUGUAGAAUGACGAGUAAACCUAAUUCUAAGCGUACAAUAUACGUGGGUGGUCUAGCCGAAGAGGUAGAUGAAAAAGUUUUGAACGCGGCGUUUGUUCCCUUUGGUGAUUUGGUGGAUGUUCAAAUACCCCUAGAUUACGAGACAGAGAAGCACAGGGGUUUCGCAUUUAUUGAGUUCGAGAAUGCUGAGGACGCUGCAGCGGCUAUUGAUAAUAUGAAUGACUCUGAACUUUUUGGACGUACAAUACGAGUGAACAUAGCAGCACCACAGCGUAUCAAAGAAGGUUCAACCCGUCCGGUCUGGUCCGAGGACAGCUGGCUACAGAAACAUGCUGGAGAGACAUUACAGAUUGCUAAAGAUAAUGAGGAACCAAAGGACAGUAAUGCUAAGGAAAAGACUGAUAGUAGUAAUGCAGUACCUGCCACUGUGACAGAGAAGCGCAAUCCGCAAGUAUACUUCGACAUAAAUGUAGGCAAGCAAGAAAUUGGUCGUAUUAUAAUGAUGCUGCGAGCAGAUAUUGUGCCGCGUACGGCGGAGAAUUUCAGAGCCCUAUGCACACAUGAAAUGGGAUUUGGUUACCAGGGAAGCAGGUUUCAUAGGAUUAUACCCGAUUUUAUGUGUCAGGGAGGCGAUUUUACAAACCACAAUGGGACAGGUGGCAAGUCUAUCUACGGUGUCAAAUUCGAAGAUGAAAACUUCAAACUGAAACACACAGGACCUGGCAUACUGAGCAUGGCCAAUUCCGGUCCAAAUACCAAUGGAUCCCAGUUCUUUUUGUGUACUGCUAAGACAGACUGGCUCGACGGCAAACACGUGGUGUUCGGGCAUGUGAUAUCGGGCUUGGAUGUGACGAAGAAGAUGGAAAAGUACGGCAGUAAGUCGGGCACCGUUUCCGCGCUGAUUACCAUAAGCAAUUGUGGGCAAUUACAAUAA